Messenger RNA from Neomonachus schauinslandi (Hawaiian monk seal), 4264 nucleotides. RefSeq names its product TBC1 domain family member 32 (gene TBC1D32). Lineage: Eukaryota; Metazoa; Chordata; Mammalia; Carnivora; Phocidae. The transcript has 34 exons. The record is from RefSeq and is a predicted model, not a curated record. Gene Ontology annotation, biological process: non-motile cilium assembly. Bases 43 to 3942 code for a protein of 1299 amino acids.
GACCAAAGGCGGGUCCUUACGGACCCCUGCUUCCCCAAAAGGAUGGCCCAUUUCUCAGGCGAGGACGAGGUGAUGCUGCAGGCGAUGCUGAGGCAGUUGUUCCAGAGCGUGAAGGAGAAGAUCACAGGUGCUCCCUCUCUGGAGUGCGCCGAGGAAAUCCUCUUACAUCUGGAGGAAACUGAUGAAAAUUUUCACAACUAUGAAUUUGUGAAAUAUCUUCGGCAGCAUAUAUGUAACACUUUGGGGUCUAUGAUUGAAGAAGAAAUGGAAAAAUGGACAUCUGAUCAGAAUCAGGAUGAGGAAUCUGGCUAUGACACAGUUGUACAGCAUGUUACUAAAAGGACUCAGGAAUCUAAAGAAUACAAAGAAAUGAUGCAUUCCCUGAAGAAUAUCAUGAUGGUAGUGGUGGAAUCUAUGAUUAACAAGUUUGAAGAAGAUGAGAUGCGAAGUCAAGAGAGGCAGAAAAAAAUCCAGAAGGAGAAAAGCAACAGUUACUGCACAGAUAAUUGCUCUGAUAGUGAUUCAUCAUUCAAUCAGAGUUACAAAUUUUGUCAAGGAAAAUUACAAUUGAUUUUAGACCAGUUGGAUCCUGGGCAACCUAAAGAGGUGAGAUAUGAAGCCUUGCAAACGUUAUGUUCAGCUCCGCCGUCUGAUGUUUUGAACUGUGAAAAUUGGACGACUCUCUGUGAAAAACUGACAGUGUCUCUUUCAGAUCCUGAUCCUGUGUUUAGUGACCGGAUUUUAAAAUUCUAUGCACAGACGUUUACUCUUUCACCAUUACAUAUGACCAAGGAGAUUUAUACAAGCUUAGCUAAAUAUUUGAAGUUAUACUUUCUUUCUAGAGAAAAUUAUAUUCCUACUCUUUCAGCUGGUAUAGAUAUAAGUAAUCCUAAUGUGAUCUGCUUACUUAAAAAGGUUCGUCUUCUAAAUGAAUAUCAGAAAGAGGCUCCAUCUUUCUGGAUUCGUCACCCAGAAAAGUAUAUGGAAGAAAUUGUGGAGAAUACUUUGUCCUUAUUAUCAGUUAAACAUGAUCAGAGCCAUCUUGUCUCACAAAAGAUUUUGGAUCCAAUUUACUUUUUUGCAUUGGUUGAUACCAAGGCUGUGUGGUUCAAAAAGUGGAUGCAUGCAUAUUAUAGCAGAACUGCAGUACUAAGACUUCUAGAAAAGAAAUAUAAAUCUCUGAUAACUACAGCAGUUCAGCAGUGUGUUCAGUACUUUGAGUUGUGUGAAGCCAUGAAAGCCGAUGAGAUUUUGGGUCAUUCAAAGCAUUGUGGGAACAAACAGAAAACCUUCUACUACUCAGGACAAGAAUUACAAUAUAUUUAUUUCAUUCACUCACUGUGCCUUUUAGGAAGGUUAUUGAUCUAUACACAAGGCAGACGGCUAUUUCCCAUAAAGCUGAAGAAUAGAAAAGAUUUAGUAUCCCUUACAGAUCUUCUGGUUCUGUUUACCCAACUUAUCUAUUACUCACCGAGUUGUCCAAAGAUGACAUCAGCUGCACAUUUAGAUAAUUACUCUCCUGCAAGUAUGGUGACUGAAGUUCUUCGGAUACUCUGUGAUCAAAAAGAAUGUGCAAUCGAAUGCUUAUAUAAUAACACUGUGAUUGAGGCACUUCUUCAGCCUAUUCAUAAUUUAAUGAAAGGAGCUAAGACUGCUCCAAAUUGCUCUGACACAGCUUUAAUUCACAUAGCUGAUAUUUUGGCAAGAAUUGCAUCUGUAGAAGAAGGACUUACCUUACUACUUUAUGGAGAAAAUAUGAACUCUUCUGAAGAAAAAAGUCCUACAGGUGCUCAUACCAUUGCCCAGUUUUCGAAAAAACUUCUUGAUGAAGAUAUUUCUAUUUUUUCUGGAUCGGAAAUGUUGCCCGUGGUUAAAGGAGCUUUUAUUUCUGUGUGUCGUCAAAUAUAUGGUACAUGUGAAGGCUUACAGGUGUUAAUUCCUUAUAGUUUGCAUGAGUCUAUAGCAAAGGCGUGGAAGAAGACAAGUUUGCUAUCAGAAAGAAUUCCUACUCCAGUAAAGGGUUCGGAUUCUGUUUCUUCAGUAAGCCAGGAAUCCCAAAACAUUAUGGCUUGGGAAGAGAAUUUGUUAGAUGAUUUACUAAAUUUUGCUGCCACUCCCAAAGGACUACUGUUUCUUCAAAGAACAGGUGCCAUCAACGAAUGUGUGAUGUUUAUGUUCAAUCGAUAUGCAAAAAAAUUACAGAUCAGCAGGCAUAAAAAGUUUGGCUGUGGAGUUUUGGUAGCACAAGUGGCGUCAACAGCAGCAGGUGCAAUAGCACUACAAAGUUCAGGGUUUAUUAAUGCACUUAUAACUGAAUUAUGGGCCAAUCUGGAAUGUGGAAGAGAUGACGUUAGAGUAACCCACCCCAGAUCUACUCCAGUGGAUCCUAUUGACCGGAGCUGUCAAAAGUCUUUUCUAGCACUGGUGAACUUGUUACCGUAUCCUGCUGUUUAUGAGCUGGUAGGCAAUCAAGAUCUUCCUAAUAAAGCAGAGUAUUCUCUUCGUGAAGUCCCAACGUGUGUUAUUGAUAUUAUAGAUAGACUUACAAUUUUGAAUUCAGAAGCUAAGAUUCGUUCUUUAUUCAACUAUGAACAAUCACACAUCUUUGGUCUAAGGUUAUUAAGUGUGGUAUGCUGUGAUCUAGACACUCUUCUCCUACUAGAGGCUCAGUAUCAAGUAUCUGAAACGUUGCUAAAUGCUCAAGAAGAAAAUAUCUUAGAGACCUCUGAAAGCCACAGGGAUUUCAUAAUCGAUGGCUUAUCGGUAGAGAGAAAUCAUGUUCUUGUUAGAAUAAAUUUUAUUGGUGGUCCCAUGGAACGUAUUUUGCCCCCAAGGGUAUUGGAGAAGGGUGAUGAUCCAUAUCCUUGGCCAAUGUUUUCAUCAUAUCCUUUACCUAACUGCUAUCUUUCAGAAGUUACAAGAAAUGCUGAUCUAAAACAAGACAGUGAUCUUGGCAAACUUCUAUUACGCUUCAAAAUGUCUGAUAAACAAACUGAGUGGAUAGAAAACUGCCGAAGACAAUUUUGUAAAAUGAUGAAGGCCAAACCUGAUAUACUCAGUGGAAGUGCUUUACUAGAAUUGCUUGAAAAAUUUGUGCUUCAUCUCUCCGAAAGCCCAUCUGAAUGCUACUUCCCCUCAGUGGAAUAUACAGCUACUGAUGCAAAUGUGAAGAACGAAAGUCUUUCAUCUGUGCAGCAGCUUGGCAUUAAAAUGACUGUCAGAUAUGGCAAGUUUCUCAACCUGUUAAAAGACAGUGCAGAAAAUGAUCUUACCUUGGUUUUAAAGCACUGUGAGAGAUUCCUGAAACAGCAGCAAGCUCCUGUAAAAUCUUCUCUUCUCUGCCUGCAGGGGACUUAUGCUGGCCAUGACUGGUUUGUAUCUUCUUUGUUCAUGAUAAUGUUGGGGGACAAAGAGAAAACACUCAGAUUUCUUCAGCAGUUCUCGAGGCUUCUGACUUCUGCUUUCCUUUGGUUGCCAAGACUACAUGUUUCUAGGUACCUAGCUACUGACACUAUAGAAUCUGGCAUCCAUCCAGUAUAUUUUUGCAGCACUCACUACAUUGAAAUGCUCCUGAAGGUGGAGGUGCCCCUUGUGUUUUCAGCUUUUCACAUGUCUGGUUUUGCACCAUCCCAGAUUUGCCUACAGUGGAUAACUCAGUGUUUUUGGAAUUAUUUAGACUGGAUAGAAAUCUGCCAUUAUAUUGCUACUUGUGUUUUCCUUGGUCCUGAUUAUCAAGUGUAUCUCUGUAUAGCUAUAUUCAAACAUCUGCAGCAAGACAUUCUGCAGCACACUCAGACUCAAGAUCUGCAGGUUUUCCUAAAAGAAGAAGCACUGCAUGGUUUUCGAGUGAGUGAUUACCUUGAAUACAUGGAGAUUUUGGAACAAAACUACCGACCAGUGGUGCUGAGAGACAUGCGGAACAUUAGAGUGCAGAGCACAUAGAUGGUGGAGUGCACAGUUAAAUGUCGUGUUUUAUUUAUUUGUAAAGGAAACAGAGGGACUUGUUUGUUUUCUGUGUCUAUAACAACAUAUGCUUUGUGAAUCAAUACUGGGACUUUUUCAAUAUAAUAAUAUAUAUUCAAGUAGGAAUUAUCUCAAUUUGUGACAUGAAGUAAAUUCAUUUUUGUUAAGUUCAUUGUUCUGUGAGGUUGUUUUAGAAUCAGAUCUAAUUUACUUAUACUUCUUUAUGUUUAAGAGCUAGUCCCAACCGACAUCUCUUUCUUCACCAGAAGAUUAAAGUAUUAUUUUUCCAAAUGAGUUUUGA